AUGGGCAACGGAGCCAAGGCCACAAUGAAGCGCGAGCGCAACCAGAAGGACACCAAGACUGCCAAGUCCCAGACUAAGAGCAACGAGAAGGCCUGCAGCAUUAUGUGCCAGACCUGCCGGCAAACUUUUCUUCAAACCACCAAGGCCCCUGCUCUCCUCGAGCACGCCUCCAACAAGCACAACAAGGGCCUCGCCGACUGCUUCCCCGGCAUCAGCGCAUAA
Messenger RNA from Penicillium antarcticum, 222 nucleotides. RefSeq lists its product as uncharacterized. NCBI's taxonomy places the organism in Eukaryota, Fungi, Ascomycota, Eurotiomycetes, Eurotiales, Aspergillaceae. The transcript has 4 exons. The coding region runs from base 1 to 222 and encodes 73 amino acids. The record is from RefSeq and is a predicted model, not a curated record.